Molecule: messenger RNA, 2922 nt
Organism: Pteronotus mesoamericanus
Lineage: Eukaryota; Metazoa; Chordata; Mammalia; Chiroptera; Mormoopidae
Gene: NOL4
Product: nucleolar protein 4
Exons: 11
Coding region: 670-2589 (639 amino acids)
Source: RefSeq, a predicted model, not a curated record
GCUUAACAACAUGACAGGUAAGAACUUUCUCUCUCUCUAGUCCCUUAACGCCCCCACGCAGGGAAGGCCGAAGCGGAACAGGACCCUAGAGGAAGGAGAGCCCGGGGACCCGGGGCUCCGGGGCUCCAAGGCGCUGGGCCGGCGGCUGUUUUAGACAGAGGCGCAGCCCUCGCUCUUGGACCGCGGGGCCAGCGGCUGGGGAGAUUUAGAGGCGCGCGCGGGGAGGCGGCGCUGCGCUCCACCUGCCCUGCCCAGGACACAACCCAGGGGCAAGGCGUCAAGGGACCACCCGAAGUCAAUAUUGGAAUUUUUAAUAAACCAAGGAAUGAGAUUUUAAUUAUUCAAAACCCAGCUCCUGUGGGCUAGAUGCUGUUGGGAUGGUCCUAGUCACAAUUUUAGAGACCCAUCUCUAAGAGGACGAGAAAAGGGUCUAAGACAUCCGUCGCAAUUACGAAUGAACCAGAGACUUGCUAGCAUAGGGCAUUGAUUGCGGGUGCCCAACCGGACCCUCCUCCCCUCUCCAUUCCUUCUCCCACCCGAGACAGGCUCCGGCGGCGGCCGGGACCUCGCGUCCCUGCAUCGUGGCGGGGGCUGCAUUUUUCAUGAGCCCGGGGUGAACAGGUGCGAAGUGCGCUGGGAGCAUCCGGCCGACCGCCGGGCGCAGGGAACAUGGAGAGCGAGCGCGACAUGUACCGCCAGUUCCAGGACUGGUGCCUCAGGACUUACGGGGACUCAGGCAAGACCAAGACGGUGACCCGUAAAAAAUACGAGCGGAUCGUCCAGCUCCUCAACGGCUCCGAGUCAAGCUCCACGGACAACGCCAAAUUUAAAUUCUGGGUUAAAUCGAAGGGCUUCCAGCUGGGCCAGCCGGACGAGAUCCGCGGAGGCGGUGGCGGCGCCAAGCAAGUGCUCUACGUGCCGGUCAAGACCACGGAUGGCGUAGGGGUAGAUGAGAAGCUGUCCUUACGGCAGGUAGCUGUGGUUGAAGAUUUCUUUGACAUUAUCUAUUCGAUGCACGUGGAAACAGGGCCAAAUGGAGAACAAAUUCGGAAACAUGCCGGACAAAAGAGAACUUACAAAGCAAUUUCAGAGAGCUAUGCCUUCCUACCAAGAGAAGCGGUGACACGAUUUCUAAUGAGCUGCUCAGAAUGCCAGAAAAGAAUGCAUUUAAACCCAGAUGGAACAGAUCAUAAAGAUAAUGGAAAACCUCCCACAUUGGUGACCAGCAUGAUUGACUACAACAUGCCAAUUACCAUGGCCUAUAUGAAGCACAUGAAACUGCAGCUGCUGAACUCACAGCAAGAUGAGGAUGAAAGUUCAAUAGAAAGUGAUGAAUUUGAUAUGAGCGAUUCCACACGGAUGUCGGCCGUGAACUCUGAUCUUAGCUCCAAUCUUGAGGAAAGAAUGCAGAGUCCCCAGGCGCUUCAUGGCCAGCAAGAUGAUGAUUCUGCUGCGGAGAGCUUUAAUGGCAAUGAGACUCUGGGGCACAGUUCAAGUGCUUCAGGGGGAACGCACAGCAGGGAGACGGGUGACUCCAGUGGGGAUGGCAAGACUGAGAUGGAGCAGGACCAGCAGCCACUGAACCUGAGCGACGACAGUCCCCUUUCAGCGCAGCUCACUUCGGAAUACAGAAUAGAUGAUCACAGCAGUAAUGGAAAAAACAAAUAUAAGAAUCUUCUAAUUUCUGACCUCAAGAUGGAGCAAGAGGGGAGAGAAAAUGGAAGCAAGUCUCCAGCACAUAGCUACUCCAGCUAUGACUCUGGCAAAAAUGAGAGUGGAGACAGAGGCGCCGAGGACCUUUCUCUGAACAGAGGAGAUGAAGAUGAAGAUGAUCACGAUGACCAUGAUGAUUCAGAGAAAGUUAACGAGACAGAUGGUGUAGAGGCAGAGCGGCUGAAAGCUUUUAAUAUGUUUGUCAGGCUGUUUGUAGAUGAAAACUUGGACCGAAUGGUCCCAAUCUCUAAGCAGCCCAAAGAAAAGAUCCAGGCUAUCAUUGACUCAUGCAGGCGACAAUUCCCUGAGUAUCAAGAGCGUGCCAGAAAACGCAUACGUACUUACCUCAAGUCCUGCAGGCGGAUGAAAAGAAGUGGUUUUGAGAUGUCUCGACCUAUCCCUUCCCACCUUACUUCAGCAGUUGCAGAGAGUAUCUUGGCAUCAGCCUGUGAGAGUGAGAGUAGAAAUGCCGCCAAGAGGAUGCGCCUGGAUAGACAACAGGACAAGUCUGCUCCAGCUGACAAACAGUGCAAACCAGAGGCGGCCCAGGCCACUUACUCAACCUCAGCAGUUUCAGGCUCACAGGAGGUGUUGUACAUCAACGGAAAUGGGACCUACAGUUACCAUAGUUACAGAGGGCUAGGAGGAGGACUGCUGAAUCUGAAUGAUGCUUCCAGUAGUGGGCCCACCGAUCUCAGCAUGAAGAGGCAGUUGGCGGCUAGCUCAGGAACCUCCAGCAGUUCAAGCUCCAGGCCCCAGCUGAGUCCAACUGAAAUCAAUGCCGUGAGGCAGCUUGUGGCAGGAUAUCGAGAAUCAGCUGCCUUUUUAUUGCGUUCUGCAGAUGAACUGGAAAAUCUUAUAUUACAACAGAACUGACUCAGACGACGAUCCUAUUCACUGAGGUCUAAAUUUGCAGUUUCCACUAAUGACAUUUUGAUUUCCCAGCAGAGAUGCUUCUGGUCUUACUGCGCAGUCUUAAGAGAAAUAUUCCAUUAUGCCACAUUGUCCUUGAUCCAUAAAGUGAUGUGUUAAGGUGUUUCAAAGGAACUCUGACCUCUGAAGUACUUGAGAUACUUUGUGUCCAGCCUACUGCUUUUUGUUUUAGUGUCAGCAUAACUAUCUGGGGCAUGAAAGGCUGUAUAUUCCUAAUUCAAGGAUAAAACUGAAGAAGCUUGUGGUAUAAAGAAUUGUUCAAGAUCCAACUGAAAU